Molecule: messenger RNA, 2028 nt
Organism: Gossypium arboreum
Lineage: Eukaryota; Viridiplantae; Streptophyta; Magnoliopsida; Malvales; Malvaceae
Product: protein PIN-LIKES 3-like
Exons: 12
Coding region: 690-1931 (413 amino acids)
Biological process (GO): endoplasmic reticulum to cytosol auxin transport
Cellular component (GO): membrane
Source: RefSeq, a predicted model, not a curated record
GAUACACCAAAUCUCCACUACGUGGUCCCUCUUACAAAUAUACCGACACGAUUAAGACAAUUUUCUUCAAAAUCUUGGGACAUGGGUAUCAUAAAAUACAGCAAAACAAUUUUUUUUAUUUUUUUAUAAUAUUAUUCGAUAGAAUUAUAAACCCGUACAUGUUCCUAUUCAAUAUUGAGACGCAAAUAGCUUUAUGAUUUUCUAAAAUGACUUGAAUGUUGAAAAAACCUGUUAUUGGAUUUCAUAUCGGAGGGAAAAUGAAAAACAACAUCUUGUGUUGGGCAUGUUCACCCGUAUUUUAAUGGUGUUUCAAUCCUUUCUACUUUUUUUUUGUAUUUUUGACGUAUUUUUCAUGAACCUACUGCAUCAGAAUCAUAAAGAUGCAAGAGAAAAUGACUUAUACAAAAUAAAUGUAGACUUGCGUUUUUCAUUUGUUCUUCUCACUUGAAGCUAGAAUUGAACCAUUAGUCAAUAAUCAAAUUUACAUCCUCGAUUGCGUCCUCGACUGUGAUACUUUUUUUUUUUCCAUUUAUUGGUACUUCUUCAAUCAACUAAUACAGCAAAACCCAGAUCCUAGAAAAUUCAUCUUCAGAUUUUUCUAGAAAGUUGCCAACAGGUGGGAUAGUUUGAAAGAAGCAAGUUCUAGACUUUUAAAAGGCAAUCUUAUUAUAACAAGUUUUGAGUUCGCAAUGGGAUUCUUGGAUCUGUUAGUUGUGGCAUUGGUGCCAAUUCUAAAAGUGUUACUGGUAACUGGUGUUGGUUUGUUUCUUGGCAUAGAAAAGAUCAACCUGUUGGGGCCGGAGGCAAGAGACUACCUGAAUAAAAUUGUAUUCUAUGUAUUAAGUCCUUGCCUCUUACUCAGCAACUUGGCCGAGACGAUCACUUACAAAAGUUUGGUUACCUUAUGGUUCAUGCCAGUCAAUGUUCUUCUAACAUUUCUCGUUGGCUCAGCUCUUGGUUGGAUUCUUGCAAAACUAACUAAAACUCCUAGACACCUUCAAGGAAUCGUCAUCGGUUGUUGUUCCACAGGAAACUUGGGAAACUUGCUUCUCAUUGUUUUUCCAGACAUAUGCGAUGAGUCAAAUAGUCCAUUUUCAAAGUUAUCUACUUGCUCUACCGAUGCCGAGGCAUAUGCUUCACUAUCCAUGGCAGUAGGAGCCAUUUUUACUUGGGCAUAUGCGUAUCCUUUGGUGAGCUCUUAUGUUAUUAAGAAUACGGAGCACAGCUCUAUCCAGUCCUCCGAACCAUCACCCGACAGUUGCAUGGAACCGCUACUAUCACCUAGUUAUAGCCAAAUUUCUGAAGACAACUCGGUGGUACUCGAACUGCCUCUAACUAAUAUGCAGGACGGAAAAAAGAUGCCAUUCAAAGAGAAGAUUGUUCGGUGUAUAAAGUGCAUUACGAGUAAGAUCGACUUAGAGAAGGUGUUCGUACCAUCGACUAUUGCAUCGAUAGCCGGGUUAAUCAUCGGGAUAGUCUCUCCGUUCCGGAAAGUACUAAUAGCAGACAAUGCACCUCUUCGAGUAAUCAAUAGUUCAGCAGCUUUGAUAGGGCAUGCAGCCAUUCCAUCAAUGACCUUGAUAAUGGGGGCAAACCUUUUAAAAGGUCUAAAAAGAUCAGAAAUGAGUUUGGUGGUGAUUUUAGGGGUAGUUGCAGUUCGGAACAUUUGCUUGCCAUUGUUGGGGAUCGGUGUUGUUCAAGCUGCACACCAUUUGGGGGUGGUUGGAUCAGAUGCUUUAUAUCGAUUUGUUCUAAUGUUUCAAUAUGCUGUUCCCCCUGCAAUCAAUGUCGGUACAAUGACACAACUAUUUAAAAGUGGACAAGGUGAAACAUCUGUGAUUUUGUUAUGGUCAUAUUCUGUAGCUUCCAUCUCUCUAACGCUUUGGUCAACACUGUACAUGUCUCUUGUCUCUAAUUCCUCCACCAAAUAAGACUAUAUAAUGCAAGUUAACUGUUGCUUGCAUUCCAAUUUUUAAUUAUCGACAUUGUUAUCUAAGCUUAUAUCAAAAUCAAAAUUAACUUAAAUAA